This is a messenger RNA of Bactrocera latifrons, 1748 nucleotides long. RefSeq lists its product as uncharacterized. The transcript has 6 exons. The coding region runs from base 409 to 1638 and encodes 409 amino acids. The record is from RefSeq and is a predicted model, not a curated record. Lineage: Eukaryota; Metazoa; Arthropoda; Insecta; Diptera; Tephritidae.
UACAAUAACAAAUUGUGARAAGAUGUAAUUGCAGACGCAUAUGCAUGUGUACUUACAUAGUCACGUCCAUACAAAGAAAUUAUUAUGAAUUUUAUCGUUAUCAAUUUUUAYCUAUGCAUAUACUACAUACCAUUUGUUCGAAUGUGAUUUUUAAUCGCCGGYACUGAUAAUGUUAUCUAUGAUAAAUCGGGGAUAACUAUGAUUACUUCGUAGAAUGGUACCCAGCAAGUCAUGGCUAUCGAAACGGCAAUAUUUUGAAAGAAUUAGCGCGAAAACUAAUACACACACCGCGUAACUCAUAAGACCUUAGCGUUAGAAAGAAAUGAGGUGUUUCGGUUGUCAAUUGGGCGGCAAGAAACUCAUAGAAACUUUAACGGAUAUGUCUAGUAAAGCUAUUGGAGCUGUGAAAUGAGCGAUAACGAAAACGGAGAACCCACCUGGUUGGACACAACAUAUUUGACGAAGAUUCUAAAGAAGUACACACAAAACCAUUUAGGUAAAAUUAUAUCAUUCACAAAAAUACCUGCGACUAAAAAAGGUGAAAACUAUGCAAGYUGUAUGUAUCUUAUAACUGCUUUGUAUACAACGGAACCGGAAUUGGCAGACAUAAAGGAAUUACAACUCAUUGUAAAAUCACGUUUAGAAAGCGAAUUGUUCGCACAAAUAGAAGAAGGUUUUAACGUUUUCGUACGUGAAGCUCAAGUAUAUAAUGUAAUAAUGGAUUUAGCAGAAGAGCUGCUUCGAAGCGUCAAAGACGAAACAUGUUUUGGUCCCAGAGCAAUUUAUGUGGAUGAACGCAUUAUAGUUCUGGAAAACCUUAAACUCCAAGGCUUUUCUAUCGAAAAUAUUAAGGCUGGCUUAGAUUUUGAAUGUUGUCGUCUGAUACUGGAGAAAUUGGCCAAAUUCCACGCAGUCACUAUGGUUCUCUAUAAAAAGAAUCCAGAUAUAUUCCGGCAUCAUUUGCCCAGCAAUAUAUCCGAACAACCUUCGCCUCUGCAUGACGUCUAUACAAAUACCAUUAAAAAUUGCAUCGAGUAUUGCCAAACCAAUCCAAAACUACAACGUUACGUAACGAAAUUGCAAGCUUUCGGUGAAAAAAUUAUUCCAAAGAUGAUAAAUGUUUUCAGUCGCAGUCAAACGGACCGUUAUCAUGUGUUGAACCAUGGUGAUGUCUGGGUGAAUAAUAUGAUGUUCCGCAAGGAUCUUAGCGGAAAUGUCGUGGACGUUUUAUUCGUGGAYUAUCAAGAAGGAUUUUAUGGUUCUCCAGGCAUCGAUUGGAAUUUUUUUAUUUUUACAUCGUGGCAAAAGGAAGURUUCCAAAAUCACUUUGAAGAGCUAUUGACCAUCUAUCAUUCGGUGUUGUCUGCUUUAUUGCACAAGUUAGAACAUGAUGAGCGUAUACCCACAAUCGAAGAUGUAAGAAAGGCUAUUAUCAGUAAAGGUUUCCAUGGUCUUACGUCGGCAACGUGCUUGUUACCAAUAUUGAUUAAUGAACAUGCAGAGUUGUCAGACCCCAUAAAUUUCAUUUUGAAUACUGAUGAGGCAAUAGCCAAUCGACGAAAAAUCUUCGACAAUCCAAAAUAUGGCGAAAGAUUGGAAGUUUUCUUGGAAUUCUUCGAAAGUAACGGUAUUCUGUAAAAAAAAGGUAUUAUGAAGGGGGUAUGCGACCACUAUGAUUUUGUAUAUGUAUACAGAUUGUUAUAUAAUAAUGUAUGUAUGUAAAAAAAAUUUAAACAUUUUAAUAAACU